AAAAUACAAAUCAACAAUAUGCCAAACCUAACCUACAAUUCACACGUCCAAACUAGGUCGCCAAGUGACGAAUUGAUUAUCUCAGAGUGCGAUUAUCGUCCGGAAAUUAAUAAACGUCAAUACUCACACUGCUGUCGUUCAUAAUUCUACAUAUCAUAUACCUUCCCGAUCAUCCUAUUUCCAUUAUUUUACUUCCUUUCCCGAGUGCCCGCUCCUCUUCGUUCUCCAUAUUUACUGUUCGAAGUGUUCAGAAUGGCGGCCGCCGCUCCGAUCACUUUCUUGAUAGAUGACAUAACCUUACUUUCGGCUGCCCCGCGAUUAUGGGUACGCACGCUCUCGCUCGCGGGUGAUAGCUCGCGACGCGACCGGCCAGAUAUGGCGGGACCGUGAUAGGAUUUCUCUUAGCGCGAGCGGUAAACUCGACAUACGUCGAGCGCACGUGGUGCAGCGCGGCCGUUGCGUCUGGGAUGAUGAUCGUCGACCUGGACUAUACGAGGCGCUACUUGAGCCUGCAGAUCAACGACGUGAUCUGCUGGUGGUGGUACUAUAUCAAGGAAAUCUCGUGGCAGCUGCUGAUCGCCCUGCUCGCGUACCUCUGCGUUUGCAUUUUCCUCUACGCUCUUCUCAAAAGAGUCGACCAUACCGCCUGGCAGCUACCAGGCCCGCCCGACAGGCUACUUCUGGUCACUGCUCAUCCCGACGAUGAGGUGAUGUUCUUCGGACCCCUGGUCUAUUGGCUGACGCGUUCCAAGGUUACCAAGGUCUAUCUGCUGUGCUUAUCAAUGGGUACAUGUCCUACCGAUGACCUAUCCUGGUGUCCAGGAUCUGUGCUUGCAGGUGGAGACAAAAGGAGGAUAGACGAGCUGUGGGCCUCUGCCAAGAUCUUAGGCAUCCCGGAGGCUAACAUAACGAUUAUCAUAAGCAGCGAGUUACCAGAUGACCAGACCGUGCAGUGGCCGAUAGACGAGGUGGCAGAGAGUAUUUUGCAAUAUAUAGAGAUCUACAAGAUCAAUGCUGUCGUUACGUUCGACAAGCACGGAGUGAGCCGGCACAGGAAUCACAUCUCCUUGUAUUUUGCCAUCGCCGCGUUGUGCAUAGAGAAGAAAGUACCUCCUUAUUGUAAGUUAUAUGUGUUAGAGUCCGUUAAUAUAAUCAGGAAGUACAUUCAACUCCUGGACUUGCCCAUCAGUUUACUCUCAGCCCCGUACUGGUACCUGGUGACGCGUGAACAAAAGCAUACAAUCAAAAAAGCUAUGGCUGCACACAAAUCUCAAUACGUUUGGUUCCGGAAAUUAUACAUGGUCUUCUCGCGAUAUACAUUCAUCAAUACCCUCCAAGAAGUCAGUGCUCUCGACUUGGAGUUAGACCUCCAGUUCGACGAGGACUAAAACGCGUCCGAACAAACGAAUAUUUGUACAAAAUAUAUAUAUAAUUAACAAUUAUUCUGUAUAUACUUUGUCUACCGAUAGAUAUUACAGCGACUAAUGUACAUUAAUACACAUUUAUGAAAACCACACGAAAGCUACGGAGAUUUUUGAGAUAUACAUGCAGGAGCGUACCUCAUUAAGCAGGAAAUAUUUUUUUAUUCGUAUAAUUAAUAGAAUAUACAUCGUGGAUUAUAUUUCCGAACGAGAAUGCGGCACGUAGCUUUCCUGUCCGUAACAAUAAAUCAGCUUUUUUUUUCUCCCUCGCAAAUAGCGCGUAUCGUCGUGUCAACCUUCUCUACUGCAUACAACCUUUCGUAGAUGCUACUACAUCGUGCGAGUUUCAACUUCACGAAAUUUGUCGUUUGAUAUGUACUCGUCAGGCGUGUAUGUGAAUGUAUGUAUGUGUAUACGUGUGUACAAUAAAAAUUUACUUAGAACAAUCAUA
Dinoponera quadriceps is the source of this 1872-nucleotide messenger RNA. It is a transcript of the gene PIG-L, whose product is annotated as N-acetylglucosaminyl-phosphatidylinositol de-N-acetylase. Gene Ontology annotation, cellular component: endoplasmic reticulum. The coding region runs from base 468 to 1388 and encodes 306 amino acids. Lineage: Eukaryota; Metazoa; Arthropoda; Insecta; Hymenoptera; Formicidae. The transcript is spliced from 5 exons. The record is from RefSeq and is a predicted model, not a curated record. Gene Ontology annotation, biological process: GPI anchor biosynthetic process. Gene Ontology annotation, molecular function: N-acetylglucosaminylphosphatidylinositol deacetylase activity.